ACCGUCCCUUUGAAAUGCGACACCGCUGCGCUAUUUCCCGGAGAAUAUUCUUGUUAUCGCUUUGUAUCGUUGGGGCUCGCUGAUACCCGGUUGGAGCAUGCCCGACGCGGGGACAGGGGCGGCCGGGAGUAGUGCUGCUGCUGCUGCUUCUGCCUCCCCCGGUGAGGGCCCGGAGAGCUCCCGUCACAGGCACCGCGGGCAGCAGCAGCAACAACAGCAGCAGCAGCAGCAAGGAGAUCCGGAGAAGACCGAGGCGAGCCAGGCGCAGGGUUCCUCCGGGGUACUAGAUAAGUUGUUUGGGAAGCGGCUGCUCCAGGCCGGGAGGCACAUUUUGUCUCACAAGUCGUGGAUGAAGACGGUGCCGACGGAGAACUGCGACGUGCUCAUGACAUUUGCAGACACCACUGAUGACCACACGUUGCUAUGGUUACUGAAUCACAUCCGACUGGGAAUCCCGGAACUCAUCAUCCAAAUCCGGCACCACAAGCACACGCGCGUCUACGCCUUCUUCAUCACCGCUACCUACGAGAAUUUGUUGCGAGGGGCAGAGGAGAUGAGCCUGAGGAAGUCUGUGAAGCCGGAGUUUGGAGGAGGAACCAGGAGCUUUUCCUGUGAGGAGGACUACAUCUAUGAGAACAUCGAGAGUGAGCUCUGCUUCUUCACCUCACAGGAGAGACAGAGCAUCAUCAAAUUCUGGCUGGACAAUCUACGUGCCAAAAAUGGGGAAGCGCUUCACAAUAUCAACUUCCUGGAGGGACAGCCAAUCAUCCCGGAGCUGAGCGCACGAGGGGUGAUCCAGCAGGUUUUCCCUCUUCACGAGCAGAGAAUCCUCAGUCAGCUCAUGAAGUCCUGGGUCCAGGCCGUGUGCGAGAAGCAGCCACUAGAUGACAUUUGUGACUACUUUGGGGUGAAGAUUGCCAUGUACUUCGCGUGGUUGGGGUUCUACACCACCUCCAUGUUGUAUCCUGCAGUUAUUGGGUUUGUGCUGUGGAUGCUCACCGAGUCAGACCAGACCAGCCGGGACAUCUGCUGUGUGGUGUUCGCUCUGUUUAACGUGGUGUGGGCGACGCUGUUUUUGGAGCGGUGGAAGAGGAGAGGGGCGGAGCUAGCGUAUAAAUGGGGGACUCUGGACACGCCCCCCGAGUCCCUGGAGGAGCCACGCCCGCAGUUCAGGGGAGUGAAGCGGUGCAGCCCCAUCACUGGCUGUGAGGAGUUCUAUUACCCGGCCUGGAGGAGGCGCUUGUUCCGGUGGCUGGUGAGCCUCCCCAUCUGCCUCCUCUGCCUCUGCUUCGUCUUCCUCGUGAUGCUCAUCUGCUUUGAGCUGCAGGAGUUUGUGAUGGGGAUCAAAGAAAUGCCUCGACUCGCGCGUUUUAUCCCCAAAAUCAUGCUCGCUAUCACUGUGACCGCGUGUGACGAGGUGUACAGGAAAAUCGCCUGCUGGCUCAACGACAUGGAAAACUACAGACUCCAGAGUGCCUAUGAGAAAAAUCUCAUCAUCAAAAUGGUUCUUUUUCAGUUUGUAAAUUCCUAUCUCAGCCUUUUUUACAUUGGAUUCUACCUCAAAGACAUGGACCGUCUCAAAGAGAUGCUGGCGACGUUGCUGAUCAUCCGUCAGUUCCUUCAGAAUGUGAAGGAGGUGCUGCAGCCUUACCUGUACGAGCGCCACAGACUGGGAGAGCUCACCGCGCGCGCCGUGUGGGACCUGCUCCUGUCCGUCCUGUCUAAGUACGCUCGGCUGGCGGCGGGGAAGGCCCAGCUCUGCCCGCCCGAGCAGCAGCACCUGUCAGCGGGGAGAGGCGGGGGCAGGCCGGGGGGAGGCCAGGGGGACAGGAGGGAGAAGAAGUGUUUGAACGGGGGGUGUGGCGUCCCGGAUGAGGAGGAAGGAGGUGAGAAAGACGAGGCCGACAGCGGACGCUUCAGUGAAGGAGAGACGGAGGAGGAAAGCCUGUUAGACUGUGGACUGAAGCUGCGCAAAGUCAGCUUCAUGGACAAGGUGGAGCGCAGACCUCACAGCUGCAGCCCGCCCAUGGACAACAGUUUCUUGGAGGAGGGUAGCCCCACUAUGGUGGAGAAGGGCAUGGACGCAGCCUCCAUGUUUGAAAUGUGCGACGACGAAGACGACAACGGGAUCCACGAUGUGAAAGAGACCAGCUCGUCUGAGACCCCCGCCCCGUCCAUCCCCUCCUCUUCCGACAGCGCGGCGACAGCGAGGCAGAGGAGGAGGGCCAGGAGCGAAGAGUGCGGAGACAACAAGACCAAACGCGACUCAUGGAUGGACCCCCCGGAGGAGAGGGAGAGUACUACACUGACUCAGGCGGAGAUAGAGAGCUGUAUGCAGACGUAUGGGGACACGUUCCAGGACUACCAGGAGAUGUUCGUACAGUUCGGAUACGUGGUUCUCUUCUCCUCCGCCUUCCCUCUGGCGGCGAUGUGUGCGCUCAUCAACAACAUCAUCGAGAUCCGCAGCGACGCCUUCAAACUCUGCACGGGGCUCCAGAGGCCGUUUGGGAUCAGAGUGGAGAGCAUCGGACAGUGGCAGACUGCUAUGGAGGUGAUGGGUCUGAUCGCCAUCAUUGUGAACUGUUACCUGAUUGGUCAGUGUGGUCAGCUGCAGCGGCUCUUCCCCUGGCUCAGCCCCGAAAUGGCCAUCAUCUCCAUCGUCAUCCUGGAGCACUUUGCCAUCCUCCUGAAGUACAUCAUUCAUGUAGCGAUUCCCGACAUCCCGUCUUGGGUCAAAGAGGAGAUGGCCAAACUGGACUAUCAGCGCAGAGAGGCGUUCAAGAAGCACGAGCGUCAGGCCCAGCAGCACUACCAGCAGCUGCAGAGGAGGAAGAGGGAGGAGGAGGAGCGGCAACGCCAAGCCGAACACAUGGCGCGAAACAGGGACCGCGAACGGGACGAGGGCAAAACCGACCCAUCCUCAGGGUCCAACCACCAUCACGAAAAGAGCCACAGCAGCACCAGCAAGUCCAGAUCUGGGGGAGGAGGAGGAGGAGGAGGAGGAGGUGCGGGUGGAGGUAGUUCUUCAGAAAAACCCAAAAGACCUAGCUCUCUUUUGGCUAACAAUAAUGUAAUGAAGCUUAAACAGAUUAUACCGUUACAAAGCAGAGGGGCUCGGUCUCCACAGUCCCCCACAGGAAGCGAACCAAAACUGCCUGGAUUUCUGAGCUUCAAGUUUUUAAAGUCGCCUGAAAAUAAAAAAGAAAAUGCGAGUGCAGUGUCCUCUUCAUCUGCAAGCACCACAAAUACAUCCUCAUCUUCAUCAGCAGGUAGCAGCUCAACGGAGCGUUCACAAUCACCCAAUAAGGCCUUUAACCCGGGGAAGCUAUUUAACUUUGGGAAGUCGGAGGGAGGAGGGACGUGCGCGAACGGAGCGCAGGUGAGCAGACACGGGGAGCAGGCGUCACGGGCGGAUCUCAACGGGAUCCCUGAAGAAAUUCCCUCUCCCGGAUCAGACGGAGCGGAGAACGGACACUCCACAGACUUAGACGCGACAGGGCCCAGAGGGUAAAGAGGAUUAGUGAUCGGAAAAGUGUUUAAGAUGAUCAUAUCCUGGCUACAUGUGCACAGAUAUU
Periophthalmus magnuspinnatus is the source of this 3575-nucleotide messenger RNA. It is a transcript of the gene ano8b, whose product is annotated as anoctamin 8b. Gene Ontology annotation, cellular component: plasma membrane. Gene Ontology annotation, biological process: chloride transmembrane transport. The record is from RefSeq and is a predicted model, not a curated record. The transcript is spliced from 19 exons. Gene Ontology annotation, molecular function: chloride channel activity. Lineage: Eukaryota; Metazoa; Chordata; Actinopteri; Gobiiformes; Gobiidae. Bases 98 to 3511 code for a protein of 1137 amino acids.